GAAAGAAACCCUUUUCCCAAAUGCUGAAACGUCGGAACAGUUAUUUAAUGGAAUUCCCUUCGGCGAGUUACCCGUUUGUAACAUACGUGUAUCUCCAAAUAACACUAUAAUUAGUGUCACCGAUAACAAGGGUAUCUCUCGACUAAUCCGUUCCUGUGGCAUUGAGGGUUUUAAAAAUACUCGAAAAGGUACAAAUAUUGCAGCUCAAGCUACUGCAAUAACUAUAAGUGAAAAAGCUAUAGAGCUAGGUUGGAAAACUGUUCGGGUAAAAGUGCGUGGACUGGGACCUGGUCGAAUGUCAGCCAUAAAAGGGUUGCAAAUGGGUGGACUCAACAUUGUUUCAAUUACUGAUGCAACACCCGUAUCAUGGAAUCCACCUCGGGCUAGGAAGCAAAGGAGUUUAUGAAAAGUCAAGUUUUCAAUUAUUUGCAUCUUGAUGGUUAUAGAAAGCUAAUGAAGAAAGAUGUACUCUUAAAUGAAAUCAAUUUAAAAAGAGGAGUUCAAUGUUAAAGUAAACUUGUUAUAGUGGGCUCUAUGAAAGUUCGCAAAUUUACAUACAUAUUUGCAGUUUUACUGCCUGGUUAUGUUUUAGCGCGUCAGUUAUAUACGAGGCUUGCGCACAGAAUGGCUUCUAACGUUUACGAAUCCCUUGUUAAGUUGUUUUAUUAGAGAAUUUGUAAAGAUAUACUCUGUACAAACUUGCGACGUUUAUUAUGUUUACGAGAUAUUUGCGAACUUACAUCAGUACCCUGUUAUGGUAUAAGAAAAAUAACAUUUGUUCUAUUAUUACUGUUGAAAUAAAAAUAAAAGUUAAUACAUAAAGACCGAAUCGUAAUUGCUUGUUCGGUCGGUCGGUUUAUUGUACCCCACUAG
Molecule: messenger RNA, 873 nt
Organism: Rhagoletis pomonella (apple maggot)
Lineage: Eukaryota; Metazoa; Arthropoda; Insecta; Diptera; Tephritidae
Gene: mRpS11
Product: 30S ribosomal protein S11
Biological process (GO): maturation of SSU-rRNA from tricistronic rRNA transcript (SSU-rRNA, 5.8S rRNA, LSU-rRNA); translation; ribosomal small subunit assembly
Cellular component (GO): mitochondrial small ribosomal subunit; ribosome
Molecular function (GO): mRNA 5'-UTR binding; structural constituent of ribosome; small ribosomal subunit rRNA binding
Source: RefSeq, a predicted model, not a curated record